AUGAAUUUCACUUACCGCCAUGGAGUUCAUCGGCCUCUUCAUGCAUGGAACCACAGCCAUGGACUACGGCACAGUGAUCUGAAUAGAUCGAUGGAAAAAGGCUACUCUUCAGAAGGCUGUUAUGAGCAACUUUUUGUCUCGCCAGAAGUAUUUGUGACCUUAGGCUUUGUCAGCUUGCUUGAGAAUGUGCUGGUGAUCGCAGCUAUAGCCAAGAACAAGAAUCUGCACUCCCCAAUGUACUUUUUUAUUUGCAGCUUAGCAGUGGCCGAUUUGCUGGUAAGCAUCUCCAAUGGAUCAGAAACCAUCGUCAUCACCUGGUUGAACAAUACAGAGGUCGACACACACAGUUUUACCGUUAGCAUCGACAAUAUCAUUGACUCGGUGAUUUGCAGCUCUCUCCUGGCCUCCAUUUGCAGUCUGCUUUCCAUAGCUGUGGACAGGUAUUUCACAAUCUUCUACGCUCUUCAGUACCACAACAUCAUGACAGGGAGGCGUGUCGGUAUCAUCAUCAGCUGUAUCUGGGCUGCUUGCACAGUUUCGGGUGUCCUGUUCAUUAUUUAUUCUGACAGCAGCGUUGUCAUCAUUUGCCUCAUCGCCAUGUUCUUCACCAUGUUAGUCCUCAUGGCCUCUCUCUACGUCCACAUGUUUAUGCUAGCCCGGCUGCACAUGAAAAAGAUUGCAAUUCUCCCAGGCACCGGCCCAAUUCGUCAAGGGGCCAAUAUGAAGGGCGCCAUCACUCUGACCAUCUUGAUUGGAGUCUUUGUAGUGUGCUGGGCCCCACUUUUCCUCCACUUGCUUUUCUACAUUUCAUGCCCUCAAAAUCCCUACUGUAUCUGUUUUAUGUCCCAUUUUCACCUGUACCUCAUUCUAAUCAUGUGUAACUCUAUUAUCGAUCCACUUAUCUACGCUUUCCGAAGCCAAGAGCUGAGGAAAACCUUCAGAGAGAUUAUGUGCUGCUGUAGCCUGAGAGAGUCAUGCGAUUUCUCAGGAAAAUAUUGA
Messenger RNA from Ahaetulla prasina, 999 nucleotides. RefSeq names its product melanocortin 4 receptor (gene MC4R). The transcript has a single exon. The record is from RefSeq and is a predicted model, not a curated record. Gene Ontology annotation, biological process: G protein-coupled receptor signaling pathway. Bases 1 to 999 code for a protein of 332 amino acids. Gene Ontology annotation, cellular component: membrane. Gene Ontology annotation, molecular function: melanocyte-stimulating hormone receptor activity. NCBI's taxonomy places the organism in Eukaryota, Metazoa, Chordata, Lepidosauria, Squamata, Colubridae.